UUGGCGGGCUGCUUGACCGCGGCGGGCUGGCUCCUUCCCUCCCGCAGCUGGGCGGAAGCGCCUCGCGAGGACGACGCCGGGAGGGGCCGCCGCCGCCGCAGCAGCAGCAGCAGCAGCAGCAGCAGCCCCCGCCCUCGGCGCGCCCCUCCUUGGGAGGGGAGGCAGCUGAGCUGAGGCAGCAGGAACCGGCUGGUGCUGGAGCGCCCGCCGCCGCCCUCUCAGCCAGGACUCGGGAGGGGGAGGAGGGGGGGUCCUGCUCCUGCUCCUGCUCGUGGAAUGGGGGGGGGGCUUCAAGCCCCACCUCAUUGCCACUACUUGGCUGCCUACCGAAGAGCCUCCGACUCCGAGGAGAAGCCCGCCCAGAGGCCGAAGCAGGCAGCCGCUCUCCUCCCCCCAGUUCCACCCCGCCCUGCAGAAAUCCUAGUCCGAGGGAAGGCCGCCCCCCCCCCCCCCCCGCAAGCAGCAGGGCAAGGAAAGGAGCGGGCGGCUCCCCCCUCCGCAUUACAGUUCCUAAGUCAUAACUGCUGAGGGAAAGCGGCCCCCAAGCUUUCUUGUAGCCUUCUGAGGGAAGGGCUCUAGGCCCAGCCGUGGCUUUCACCUCACCAAAAGGAUGAGGAUAAUAAUAAUAAUAAUUAAUAAUAAGUCUCUGUUGCCUCAGGAAAAGGAGGAAACCCCUCCAGCCAUGCUACUCAGCCAGGAUGUGGCCUUUUAAAAGAAUACCUUGUGGGAGAAUGAUGGGAAUAUGGUCUUCAAGUAGGGAUGUGUGUUUCGUUUCGUAUACAAAACGUUUUGUGCACAAAACAGGCCGUUUCGGCUGUUUUGUAGCCAAAACAAAACACCCAAUGCUCAAAACAGAAAUUUUGUAGCCAAAACAAAACGUCCCUGUUUUGGAUACAAAAUGUUUUGUUGUUUCGGCUGUUUUGGAACUCCAUUUUGCAAUCACAAAAAGUCUUCCUCCUUCAUUUUUCAGUCUCCAUUUUGAGUUUUGACAUCUGUUUGUGUUUCCAGCCCUUCCAGCUCACAGACUGGCCAGCGAAAGCAUGGGCUGAUCUGCUGGCAAUUGCCUCCUUACUCCUUUUAAGCAAAUUUAAGGGUAAAUUUUACCCUCAUUGACCAGUGGGGCAGUGUGCAUUUACCCUCAUUGCCCAGUGGGGCAGUGUGCAUUUGAUUGUUGUAGAGUAUAGAUUCUCUGGUAGCAUAUGAGAUUUUCAAUGACAAACCAUGAAUCCACUCUCACAUGCUACCAGAGAAUCUGAAUCUACACUCAAACAUCUCAGAAACAACAGAACCCAGUACCCUAUGGGUUAGCAACCCAUGGGGGUGAUUGGCACCCUAUGUGCUCUACACCACCACUGGCUCUGGGCCACCCUGGUGCCCCCCAAGUGCAGUUAUGGGGCAGGAAUUAUGGAGGUCCAUAAUUCCCUAUGGGGAAGAACUUUACAGAUGCGCAAACUCCAUUACAUCUUUAAAAAUCAGCUCUCUGCCCAAUUCCUUUGAAAUAAUUCUGGCAGCUUCCUUGCCCUGACUGGGCACUACCACCCACCCUACUCUGCUCUGGGCCACCCCUUUCCCCCCAACACAAAGCUAUACUUUUGCUGAAACCUCCAUUCUUCCCUAUGGGAAAAAUCCUAUAUUUCAAAAAUUCACCAAAAAUCAGCCCUUUGCCCAAUUCCUCUGAAAUUUGGGUGGUAGUUUCCACCCACUGGGCACUACCACCCCCACCCACUAGUUUUUCCCUGGGGCCAUUUUUCAAAAUCCAGAAUGUUUCAGAUUCGGAUUUUGCAAUUUCGAACAAAGAACAAAAUUGGGGUGUUUCGGAUUGGCUGAUUUCGAACAAAGGACAAAAUGGGGGUGUUUCGGAUUCGGGCCAAAAACAAAACGGGGAAAAACAAAACGCACAACCUUAUCUUCAAGACCCCUGCCAAAAACCAGUUUCUGAGGGGAAGUGGAGUUUCUGAGUGGGGAGUUCACCUCCCUGCUUGGGCUUCAUCUUGCCAAAGGAACUCCAACAAACCCCUUCGGAGGAUGCUGCAGCCUUGCUGACGUGAACAAAAGCCCUGCCACCUCACUGCCCACAUUUGUAGCAUUUGUCUGCCGCGGGCAACACGCCACAGAUUCUCCCCGACCUCAGAACACUGGGGCGCCACAGUCUUCUGCAUCACGGUGAAAAUCUGUCCACUCUUAGAGCGUUCUUGCUCUGUGCAUACAAAUGCUGGAACUAUGGACGGCGUAGGGCAGGACUUCUGAGCGCAACGGCACAGGGGCUGUAGCAGGAAAUUCCCUGAGGCCAGGGGCUCAAUUGGCAAGAGCAAAUUGGCCAACUGGUCAGAAAGACCUGGGUUCAAGUCUCCUGGAAGCGAUGAUUCAAAAAGAGUGACCUACUUCAGAGGGCGGUGGUGACAGUGGUUAUGGAAAACAUGCACCCUGUAGAAAGGAGGAUCCAGGAGAUGCUGUGGAAAAGUCUUUUGACUCAGGGUUAUCCCAAUACACAACCCCUGGGUGGCCAAUUUCUCGAGACUCCGGGCCAAUCCUGUGGAGUAGACAGCCCUCCUUUUACCCUGAGUCCCUUUUCCAGGGACCCUGUUCUUCUCCCCAGCAUCACAGGGGCGCAGUUUAGGAAACACUGUUCUCCCUGUUAGUCCACACCUCCUGCUCUCAGAGACCAUCUAGACCCUCAUCCUCCUUCCAGCCGCCUAUCUAAGACCCUUGCAUGCGAGGCAGGUCCCUUUCCUUGGCACAAGGGCAUCGCACCUGGGGCCGUUGCAUCGCCACCUUUUGCCUAUGCCGAUACUUUCUUACGUUCUUAAAGAAGGAACAGGACAAGAGGGGACAGGACCAGUUGAUACGAUCAUGCUUGAUGAACAAGGGACAAAGUCCACCCAGCUAUGCUCAACCUCACCACAGGGAAAUACAGCAGGAGCAAGCGAGCUGUUUAAAGUGCUGGGAGGAAAGUUGUGAAGUUCUGGGCAACUCGAAUUCCUCCCUUCUUCUUCUCUUCAGUGAAAAGAUGUUCCAGGACCAAAAUCCCUUCACACUGAAAUGUGCAGCACAAGGCCCCAGCACCUCAAUAGCACAGAAUUGGAUGAAAAACCAGCACAAAGGCUUAAUUGGUUUGUGGAUCCAGCUAGCUUCAAAUGAUGCAGGUUAUCCACCACACCGGUUUGCACAGAGCUCGGGAGAAGUACCUUGCCACAGUCCUAAGGAUUUCUGCGCUUUCCCUUUUGUGCUGAUAGGAGGUUGCUUGAACCAUCACUGCAUCAGGUCAACUCUGUGGAAAAGGCUCCGGCGGGGAGAGGAGAUGCUCAGAACAUUACCCUUGCCUCCUACCUGCUGAGACCUUUCUCAGGAAAGAGCACAGUGUGUGUGUUCAUUACAUAAAGGUAAACCGUGGCAUUUC
Molecule: messenger RNA, 3397 nt
Organism: Hemicordylus capensis (graceful crag lizard)
Lineage: Eukaryota; Metazoa; Chordata; Lepidosauria; Squamata; Cordylidae
Exons: 5
Coding region: 2711-3334 (207 amino acids)
Source: RefSeq, a predicted model, not a curated record